Endocarpon pusillum Z07020 is the source of this 1608-nucleotide messenger RNA. RefSeq lists its product as uncharacterized. The record is from RefSeq and is a predicted model, not a curated record. The transcript is spliced from 3 exons. Lineage: Eukaryota; Fungi; Ascomycota; Eurotiomycetes; Verrucariales; Verrucariaceae. The coding region runs from base 1 to 1608 and encodes 535 amino acids.
AUGACGCCGAACCCUCACUCGCAAAAACAGGAAGUGACUAUCUUUCCUGCCUGGACAAUGACCCGUCUAGAGGGGAUAGUGUCUAUGGACACGGCUAAGAAACGUUUCUAUGCGAGAUGUUUGCUGGCGUCGUUAGACCCAGUUGACGAGACAAGCUCCAUCGCUCAAUUAGCCCAGUGUGGAGAUGCUCUCUGCAUCCUAGAAGACGACGAAACCGACUCUACCAUAAUGUUAACCGGCAGGCUCAUCAGUUCCCAGCAUAUCAAUAUCGAAUUGGUCAGGCAAUGGUUAUCGACGUGUGGUAGGCUGCAUCCUAUGACUUGUCGUCCGGUCUGGAAGGAAGAAAUAAAGGACAUCCUCCUUAUUAAUGUCGAGACACGGAGACUGCAAAGCCCCCAGGUUGGUGCUCGUCUGGGCAGCCUACCACAAACCAUCGAAGAUGCCGUGACUUUCACCCUACUACUCGGUAAACGCUACCUAUGGGUCGAUUCCGUGUGUAUCGAUCAAAACGACGAAGCAGAAAACCGUAAGCAGAUCGCGAGAAUGAGUACCAUCUACCGAGGUGCUGACGCAACCAUUGUGGCUUUGUCAGGUAAGGAUGCCCAGGCCGGCCUCCCUAGGUUGUCAUGGAGAAGUGCCGUAUUCCCUCAACUUAAAUGCUGGGUUGAUGGAAAGCGACUUGUUGGACUCAUGCCAACGCUUUGGCAACAAGUAUGGUUCAGUACUUGGGGCUCCAGAGCUUGGACCCUACAGGAGGCAGUCCUAUCUUCCCGCUGCCUUUACAUCAGCGAUCACCAAAUGUACUUCGAAUGUAGGGGAAUGCAAGGCAACGAGUCUCUCAAUGAAAUCAGAUCAUGGGUCCAGCAAACCACUCGGGGUGCGCAUUCCCGAAGAAAUAGGCAACUGGUAUCAAGGAUGGGUGCUGGAUUACUCAGUAGUCCUUUCAUCGAGAUCGCUCAUGAGGAAACCCGACUAGAGAAAUAUACAGUCCUGGCUUAUCUAUAUCGCUCUCGCAGGAUGACGGACCCGGACGAUGCACUUAAUGCUUUUUCCGGGAUCACACAGUAUUUAACAGAAACCGUGUACAACAAAGGCUUCGUUUGGGGUCUCCCACUCGAGGAUCUGAAUUGGGCAUGGUUGUGGAGCACAAAAGAUCCAUCAGACGACCCUUUCACAUAUUUCAUGGAGUCGAAUUCAAGCAACGCCGAUUUUGAUCUCAGCCCGAUCUCCACCUCGGAAAGCCACCAGUAUCUCUUCAUCCAUGGUAUUGUGUUUCAGCUCGUUCUUGAUUGCAAUUCGCCUCAAGGGCGUAAGUGUGACUUUUACAUGUUUGAACGUUACGAUAUGUUCAUGGCUAAUGUCAAUUGCUUGGUCACGAUUGUGAGCACGGAUCCGAUAAUUGAGGAGGCCGCUUUGCGGAACCCUGAGACUUUCCUCCUGGUGGCUCGAAAUCAAAUCAAUAAUUGGAUGUAUCUGCACCUGCUGGUAUUGCGUCAAGAAGGGGGUAUCUCGCAACGCAAGAGCGUGAUCACCCUACAGAUCCCGAAGGACAAACCUCACGUCCUGAAACACCUGGGAAUAAGGAGGGAGAAAGUCACACUUGGAUGA